AACCAUCAUUCAACGCCAUUAGCCGACCCCAACACUCAACGGAACUAGUUACCUUCUCUUUCUUUCUCUCACCCUCCUCUCCGACACAACCCAAAAACCACCGUCGAAUCUAUUGUAAAGGCAUAAUGGAUGCCAGAGUUGGUGUCUUAUUCCUUGUUGUGUUGGGUGCCACUUUUGUUGGUGAUGCCAGACAACUAUCAGCCACUGAAUUUUUCCCUAGGAGUGUUUUAAUCUCUCAUAUAUCAGGGAAAAUUCAAGCUUCAGAAAAGUUUGCCCAGAAUGACAAUUUUUGCACCUUAUGUGAGGAAUAUGCUACUGAGGCACUUGAUUAUCUUUCUAAGAACGAGACCAAGACUGAGGUCCUUGAAAUACUUUACACAACUUGUUCUCGUUUACCCCCUUUUAAGGUGGAGUGCAUUCACUUGGUGGACUACUAUGUUACUCUCUUCUACACAGAACUCUCCUCCAUACAGCCUGAACAACUCUGCAAAGCUCUCAACCUCUGUGAAAACAUGGUACUUAUUUCUUCACAAUUCCAUGAGGACAGUUGCAGCAUGUGCCACCAUGCUGUUUCUGAAUUAGAAACCAAGCUGCAGGACCCUGACACCCAGCUAGAGAUAAUUGAGCUGCUCUUAAAGGCAUGUGAUUCCAUACAGAACUUUGCGAAAAAGUGUAAGAGAAUGGUGUUUGAGUAUGGACCUAUGAUUCUUGCAAAUGCGGAGCAAUUUCUUGAGACAAACGACAUCUGCACGAUGCUUCGUGCCUGUAAUGGAUCUAACAAAGCAUCACUGGCAGGCUCAUAAUUUUAGCAUCAAGCGUUUGUAGCAUUGUUGUUGUAUCUACACUUGGAUUUUCUGGUGUGAAUAUCUAUGAAAUUUGUAAACUUCUGCUGUAAGAUAUAGUUCGCUUCAAUUUGAUUACUUCAAGUUUAUGCAAUCUGAUGGCCAAUAAAAGGUUUAUGCCUCU
Rubroshorea leprosula is the source of this 966-nucleotide messenger RNA. NCBI's taxonomy places the organism in Eukaryota, Viridiplantae, Streptophyta, Magnoliopsida, Malvales, Dipterocarpaceae. The record is from the annotation of a GenBank genome assembly.